Messenger RNA from Engraulis encrasicolus (European anchovy), 1352 nucleotides. RefSeq names its product leucine-rich repeat-containing protein 15. Gene Ontology annotation, molecular function: protein binding. The record is from RefSeq and is a predicted model, not a curated record. Bases 94 to 1167 code for a protein of 357 amino acids. Lineage: Eukaryota; Metazoa; Chordata; Actinopteri; Clupeiformes; Engraulidae. Gene Ontology annotation, cellular component: plasma membrane. The transcript is spliced from 3 exons.
UAGCAGGAAUAUUAGAAAUUAAAGGAUCAAAAUCAAAAAGGAUCAAAAUCCAGUUUGGGUUGUAAGAGCCAUUGUAAUUUGUUUUCUUAGGAGAUGAGGCCCAUAACAUGGCUGUCAAUUUUGGUUGUUUGUAGAGUGAAUACAGCCGAAAGCUGUCCUGAUAACUGCAGGUGUACUCAAAAAACGAGUGUUGAAAGGUCAGAAGUGGACUGCCACAAGAGAGGCUUUUCUACAUUUCCAACCAGUCUGCCUACAGACACGUGGAUUUUGAAAAUGGGGGAGAAUUUAUUGGAGGAAGUUCAGCCAAACAUGUUCAGUGUGGUUCCGAACAUCGAGAGUGUAAAUCUUGAACGCAACAUGAUUAAAUCACUACACCCCCAAGGUUUUUCUGGUGCCAACAAAUUGAUGCUCAUGAACUUGUAUGGAAACCAGAUUACCAAACUUCCACCGAAAGCGUUCAAAGACCUCAUCAGUUUGCGCUUUCUCCUUCUGGGACAGAACCAGAUUGCCACAGUCAAACCAGACAUGUUUGUCGGCAUGAGAAACCUCUCCGAGCUCGACCUCCCGCUCAACUCUUUAACAACGCUGCCACCCAACGCUUUCAAGCCACUGAUCGCCCUCAAAGUUCUGGACUUGGCUCUGAACAAGAUUCAGAAAAUCUCUCGCAAAGCCUUCUUCGGUCUCCAAGAGCUGCUCUUCCUCAAUCUGGACAACAACAAGCUGAAGAACAUCCCCACGGGGACGUUCAAGCCCAUGACCGCCCUGGAGAUGCUGGUUCUGGAUAAUAAUCAGCUCUCCGUUCUCACGCCCUCCCUGUUUGAUGGUCUCCACAACCUGCAGGAGAUCUUCAUCAGGAAUAAUGAAAUCGACUCCCUGCCCGCAGACCUCUUCAGACACACGCCCAAACUUGUACAGGUGGCGCUGAGCGGCAACAGGAUGCACACAAUCGACGGCAACAUGCUGGCCAACCUGCAGGGUCUAAAGGAGGCGUACCUUCACGAUAACCCUUGGAUGUGCGACUGCAAAAUAAACUCCUUGGUGGAGUGGAUAGCGCAGACACAGGCGUACCAGUCUCCGUUGAAAAAGAUACAAUGUGCCGACCCGGAGGAGUUCCGCAACAAGCCCCUUCAUACCCUUGCAUCCCAGGGCCUUCACUGCACAGCUUAAAGGGCCCUCCUUGGGCCAUAAUAACAAUGAAUUAAUAAGUGAUACAAUUAAAUGAAGAAUUAACAAGUAACACAUUAAUUAAUAAUUCACACAUAAAUCAGGCUGAAGAGAUACUUUGUUUAGCAUUAUUUGGGCAGAGAGCAUUGUACUCGGCCUUCCCAUUUGGUCCCCUAAUUUUUCUUUGA